Meriones unguiculatus (Mongolian gerbil) is the source of this 6927-nucleotide messenger RNA. It is a transcript of the gene Amfr, whose product is annotated as autocrine motility factor receptor. The record is from RefSeq and is a predicted model, not a curated record. The transcript has 14 exons. Gene Ontology annotation, cellular component: ubiquitin ligase complex; cytosol; endoplasmic reticulum. NCBI's taxonomy places the organism in Eukaryota, Metazoa, Chordata, Mammalia, Rodentia, Muridae. Bases 188 to 2119 code for a protein of 643 amino acids. Gene Ontology annotation, biological process: ubiquitin-dependent protein catabolic process; protein K48-linked ubiquitination; endoplasmic reticulum unfolded protein response. Gene Ontology annotation, molecular function: ubiquitin binding; ubiquitin protein ligase activity.
AGGGGCAGCAGCGGGAGCGGCGCGGGGCGGAGCGGCGCGAGCAGCCAGGAGCGGCCCGGCCCGGCCCGGCGCGGCGGCGGCGGCGGCAGCAGCGACGCCAGAGCCUGUGGGCGCCGUUCGCGAGGCCGCCGCAGGCGCCUGGCCGCAGCGCGGGGAGCCUCGGGCGCCGGAGCCCGCCGCCGCCGCCAUGCCGCUGCUCUUCCUCGAGCGCUUCCCGUGGCCCAGCCUCCGCACCUACACGGGCCUCAGCGGCCUGGCCUUGCUCGGCACCAUCGUCAGCGCCUACCGUGCCCUCAGCCAGCCCGAGGCCGGGUCGGGCGAGCCGGAGCCGCUAACGGCCCCGCUGCAGCCCGAGGCGCUCGCGCCGGCGCGCCCGGCCGCCGGCGGCCCCCGGGCCCGCGACGUGGCCCAGUACUUGCUGUCGGACAGCCUGUUCGUGUGGGUUCUGGUGAAUACUGCUUGCUGUGUUUUGAUGUUGGUGGCUAAGCUUAUCCAGUGUAUUGUGUUUGGUCCUCUUCGAGUGAGUGAGAGACAGCAUCUCAAAGACAAGUUUUGGAAUUUUAUUUUCUACAAGUUCAUUUUCAUUUUUGGUGUGCUGAAUGUCCAGACUGUGGAGGAGGUGGUGAUGUGGUGCCUCUGGUUUGCUGGACUUGUUUUCCUGCAUUUGAUGGUUCAGCUCUGCAAAGACCGAUUUGAAUACCUUUCCUUUUCUCCCACCACACCAAUGAGCAGCCAUGGGAGAGUCCUGUCUCUGCUGAUUGCCAUGCUGCUCUCCUGCUGUGGAUUGGCGGUUGUCUGCUGUGUCACAGGCUACACCCAUGGCAUGCAUACCCUGGCUUUCAUGGCCGCAGAGUCUCUUCUUGUGACAGUGAGGACAGCUCAUGUGAUUUUAAGAUAUAUAAUUCACCUCUGGGACCUCAACCAUGAAGGAACUUGGGAAGGAAAGGGAACCUACGUGUAUUACACAGAUUUUGUCAUGGAGCUCACUCUCUUGUCCCUGGACCUCAUGCACCACAUUCACAUGCUGUUAUUUGGCAACAUCUGGUUUUCUAUGGCCAGCCUAGUCAUCUUUAUGCAGCUUCGUUACCUGUUCCAUGAGGUUCAGCGUCGAAUCCGCAGGCACAAGAACUACUUGCGUGUGGUAGGAAACAUGGAAGCCAGGUUUGCAGUUGCAACUCCUGAGGAGCUAGCUGUAAAUAAUGAUGACUGUGCAAUCUGCUGGGACUCGAUGCAGGCUGCAAGGAAAUUGCCCUGUGGACAUCUUUUUCACAACUCCUGCCUUCGUUCUUGGCUAGAACAAGACACCUCUUGUCCAACGUGCAGAAUGUCUCUUAAUAUUGCUGAUGGCAGUCGUGCCAGGGAAGACCAGCAAGGAGAGAACUUGGAUGAGAACUUGGUCCCUGUAGCAGCUGCAGAAGGCAGGCCUCGCCUAAACCAGCACAAUCACUUCUUUCACUUUGAUGGGUCCCGGAUUGCAAGCUGGCUGCCGAGUUUUUCAGUUGAGGUGAUGCACACUACCAACAUUCUUGGCAUCACACAGGCAAGCAACUCACAGCUAAAUGCCAUGGCUCAUCAGAUUCAAGAGAUGUUCCCCCAAGUCCCAUACCACCUUGUACUCCAGGACCUCCAGAUGACACGCUCCGUGGAAAUAACAACAGACAACAUCUUAGAAGGACGGAUUCAAGUACCUUUUCCCACACAGCGGUCAGAUAGCCUGAGACCUGCACUGAACAGCCCAGUGGAAAGGCCCAGUGCUGAUCAGGAAGAGGGAGAAGCCUCCGUGCAGACGGAGCGUGUACCCCUGGACCUCAGUCCUCGACUAGAGGAGACCUUGGACUUCAGUGAGGUAGAAGUGGAGCCCAGUGAGGUGGAAGACUUUGAGGCCCGGGGGAGCCGCUUCUCCAAGUCUGCUGACGAGAGACAGCGCAUGUUAGUCCAGCGCAAGGAUGACCUCCUGCAGCAGGCUCGGAAGCGGUUCUUGAACAAAAGUUCUGAAGAUGACACAGCCUCAGAGAGACUCCUCCCUUCUGAAGGCACAUCCUCUGACCCCGUGACUCUGCGCCGGAGGAUGCUGGCAGCGGCUGCUGAGCGGAGACUUCAGAGGCAGCAGACAACCUAGUGCUUCCUCAGCUUCCUGCCCAGCCCUACCUACCAGAAGAGGCCUGUCCCAGUUUUGCCUGCUGUGUGGAGACCUGUGACUGCAUUGCUGCUGCAUAAAGCAUGUGGUCUUAAUAGUGUGUGGACAGCUGACAAAUUUAAUCCUUUGUAAUACUUUCUAUGUGACAUUUCUCUUCUCCUUAGAAACACUGCACAUUUUAACUCUAGGCACGGCCUCUUCCGGUGUUGACUGGACUUCUUGGGAGUGGGGGGGCAAGCAAGAGGAAGUGGCCACUUGGUCACUCACCUGCCUGCAGUGGGUAGUUUGAAUUUAUUUUGAUAUAAGCCACAACAUGUGUCUUUAGUGCCAUAGCUGGAAGGAAGCAGAGAUCCUGGGGACAGUGUUCCAGCAGCCAGGAGGUGCACAGCAGGAGCCUGACUCUACAUCAUGGCAGGGUAUCCUGUUGUGCAUGCUUAGGGAAGAAGCAUCCAGUGUUCCAGAAGCCAGGCCCACGGGCUUCUGGGCCUCUGGAGGCAUCAUGUAUAAAGAACUGAUUUGGUAGCUGGAGUAGAAAGAGAAAGCUCAGGGCUGCAGAAUGAGGAGACCCUUCUCUGCCCUCAAUAUUCAGAACCGAUCUGAGCCCCAAUCCAUGGCUGGCUUCAUUUCCUUCACUAUGGUGCUCCUGCAUCACAUAAGCUUGCUCCCAUGGCUGCUGCCUUUCUCUUACCACUCCCUGCUUUAGCAUGGAGAGGGGUUGAGUAGCAAGCAUUGGUUAUGGUUUUGGUUCCUUGGUCAACCCAGUUAGGCUAUGCUAAACAUAUGGGUUUGAUACUUGGAAAAGUGGGCCCUGCAAAGCAGGGAUGUUUCGGAGGACAUUGCUGAAGAAAAGCCUUUUGAAUCUUUCUCCCCUGAGCCCUUCAUUUCCCUGCUUUCGUUCCUGUGGGUCUCAUUAAACAGAAAGGGAAGAUGUUGAAUAAUCCACAUGCUCAGGCAGACUUGGUCCCAGAUUUUCUCAAAUUUUCCAUGUAUUUAAGGAUUUGAAACAAGCAAUCAUAGGUUAAUAGUUUAUGUCCCAUUGGAUUAAGUUUUUUUUUUUUAAUGUUUCAAAAGUUUUAUUGUAGUCCAUUUGGGAAGAAUCCAGUAUUAUCUAAAAUGAUUGGCAAAGUUAAAUGUAUUUUACAUACCUGAAAGUUUUUAGAACGUUGACAAGUAAUUGAAGAAAGGGUAAUAGGUGAAUAGGCAAAGAUAAUUUAUUUCAAUAAAUCUUUCAAAAGCCUUACCUUCAACUGCUGUUAGCUAAAUUCCUGUGGGGUUUUUUUUGUUUCUGUGUUUUUUUUUUUUUGUUGCUGUUGUUUUUUUUGCUGAGAGCACAGCGACUUGUUUUUAUUGUAAAGCAACAAUAAUAAAAAGCAAUCUCUUGUAGUGUGCUGUGUGUUGCUGGAAGCUGAGGCAGCACUCUUCUAAGGGGCCUUUGGAAUCCCCUUUUGUAUCUGCAGUUUGGGCUGGGGUGUUUUAUAAUCCUUUUAAAUAGGGUUGGGGGAGGCACUUUGUUUCUCCUAGGGUUUGAUUUGGAGGAGGCAGCACUGAGCUUGUCUGCCUGGUAUUCAUGAUACCUUUCCGUGCUGCGUAUGAAAAUAAAGGUGAAGCUAAUUCCACAUAUUCUAACAGUGAAGGUGGAAACUUCUUGCAGUUAGUUUCAGAGGGUCUAGAAACAUAGAAUAAUGUAGAAUAAUGAGCAGAUAUAAGCGGAAGUGCCUGAACGUGGCUUAAGUUGGUUCAGGGAGAAAAAAAAAUCCCAAGUUCAUGCUUGGAUUUGCUCCCUCUGUAGGUAGCUUGGGUCAAAGGGAAGCUGGUAGAGAAAUAUCUGGAGAGUGAAGGCUUCCGGCUUUCAUUACUUGAGGACAAUGGGCAGGGGCUAAGUAAGGGUCCUGUGCAUCCAUUGCUCCCAUUGUCCUCUGGCAGCCAGGUCACUGGGCCUUCCCGCUCCGCUCUAGAGCAGCAGAGUUGUCCUAAUUGGUCAUACUUAAUUUUUGUUUUCUUGGGUCUUUAAUUUUUUUUCCCUUUAAAAUGUGAGGCUUUGCUGUAGCAGAGAGAAUGUGUGCAUUAGCACUGGUGUUGGUGUGACUCUUGGGUGCUCAGGGAGCAGUGCAGAGAAUGUUCUUCAGUUUGCAGCCAGCAGCCUUGACCCUUUGUCUUUUGGAGAAUGGAUCUGAGAGCUCUUUGGGAGCCAGGUGCACACAAAUGGGAGGCUGGUUAGGAGUUGUGUCCAUCUUCUGUGGAAGGAACUGUCCUACAUGAAGAUUCAUCUCCCUGUUCUGCUUUUUGUUAGGUUUUGAAGUGGUUCUAACCCUGGCUGUAUUUGUUUUUAAGUAAUGUGUAGGUUCUGCCCUGUGCUCAUACUAACCCAUUUCACUCCCUAGCCUUUCUAAAAACUGCUUCCAGACCUUUCUCUUAAUAAGACAGUGCUGGGAUGUAACCUAUUUAGUUGGAGACUUGCCUAGCAUGCAUGGUGUCCUGGAUUUCUUGACCAGCACCAGGAGAAACAGAAAAAUAUUAAAAUAAAACAUUGGCUUUUAUCUGUCUGAAAAAUCUACUUGCAGGUUGGAAAGUUGGGAAAGAACUCCCUAGCAUGUAAAUAACUCAUUUUGAGAGAAAUUCAGCCCUGUUAGUAACAGGUCAUGUUCUCCUUUGGUCUUCUGUUGGCAUCUUGGUCUAUUCUAUGAUACAGCAGUCAAGGUGUAGACUGGGUGUAGGUUGUGUGACUGUAGACAACCUGGGGUAAAGGGAGGGGUAGGGAAAGCACUGGAAAGGGAGUAUGGCUUGGCAGAUGGGCCUUCAGGGCAUGCCUGCAUGUAUAACAGCAGGGACAGGACUGUUAGCUUUGGUAAGCAGUGUUGUCCCUGCUCCUCAACACACUGCUGGAUUCAAAUUACCAAAGGCAUGUGCCAUGUGUCAGGGAGAGGCUUUCUCGAGCUGAGGAUUUCCACAUGGGGUGCUGUUUGAAAAGGAUGUCACAAAUAGACCUAAGAGUUUCCCAUGCGCUGCAGACACAGAACCAUUAACUGCUUGCCUAAUGGCUGGUAUGUAGUGUGAAGCAUUUGGUAGGCCCAAUCUCUAGCCAUUUGCUAGUACUGAUGCAAAACCAUGUAGUUCCGAGUGAGCCCAACAGCUGGAGAGCUCAGAUUCUGAGAGCCAGGCUGUGCUGUGCUUCCCAUGUGUUCUGUCUGCUCAACUCCCUGUACCCAGCUGCCUGGGACAAGCAAAGCUGAAGGAAACCUUGAGCGUCUGGGCUGAGCUUGCCCUUGGUCUCAAAGUGUACUGGUGUGCAGAAGGAGGGACAGUGGCCUUCUUGGAAGCACCUGUUUUUCUAUUGGAGGGAAAACCCUGGGGACAGAAGACAGUAGGUGAUAUGGCUUGUUUGCCCUCUGAUUUCCCUGCCCAGUCUCAGGCCACCAGGAACACAAAAUCAGCUGAGCUGGAGAAGUUACAGCUGACAAGGUGUGUGUGUGUGAGAGAGAGAGGCUGAAGGAGAGGGAAAGGAGGGAAGGAGAGAGAAAAGACAGAGACACUAGGUGGUUUGAACCGGCUCCCCUUGGUGACAAAAUGCUGAGGGACCUGGGAAAUCCUGGAGAGAGAUUCCUUACCCACCAACCCCCCCAGGGUGUGUGGCCGAGUGUCUCCUUUCCUGUUGAGCCAAGCCCAUCCCAGGGAACCGUCAUCUAGAAGGCAGAAGGUGAGACUUGGGUACAGACAAACAUUCUCUUUAUUGAGCUACACAUGAAUCCAUUAGAGAAGGAGGCUGGCAGUGUCAGGUGUCACAGAGACCUCACCGUUGGGAAUAGAAAGGCUUACAAAGACCUGUGGGCUUUUUAAUAUUUUUUUUCCUUUUUUUUUUUUUCAAGUUUUCUGUAUUUUUAAAUUUUCGUGUUUUGUCUUUUUGCCUCCUUUAUUGAAAUGGCUGUGACUGGUCUUCAGCAAAUACAGUCGUAAAAGUGAAACCGUGAACAGGUCUGGGGUUAGAUACUAGUCAAGUAGAAAUGACAUAGGACUGAUCAUGAAAACUGUGGCUUUAAUGUAAACACUACAUUCCAUCUUUUUAAAAUUUUUUUUGUUUUUCUUCCAUCUUGUGAUAUUUAAAAACUUUAUUUUUUGUUCUUUUUAUCUGCAGCACAAACAUCCCAACAUGAGAGAGAGAGAACACAGGUCACUGGAACAGAGGAGAGGUGGAGAGGGGAACACAUGAGGGAGGGAGGGCUUCUGCCCAAGGCUGUGAUGUUAAAGGAGAAACAAAAACAAACCACACAACCCCAUUCCCCAGACACCCCUAGAGCUGGUCAGGUUUGCGAUGGGAAGUACUCAUUAGGACAAGAAAACCCAAAAAGUAACAGCAACACAAAGGGAGUCUAGGGAGGGGCGGCGUGACUUGCUUCUGCAGGGCUGGUUUUCUAUAGAUGAUGGGUGUUCUCUGUGGCAGCUACCCGCCAGAGCUGUGCUUUUUCUAUGAGAACUUGGAGUGCGUGUGUUUGGGGUUGCGUGGCUGGGCAGGGCAGAGCUGCCACUGCCUGGUGGUUUAUGAGGCGUCUAGGCAGCCAACAGGCAUUUGGGGGUUGGAGGGAGCGUGUUCAGUGGCUGCUGGCCUUCUAGGAAGCCUGGCCUGGUGUGUUCCCCCUAGCCAUGGGCGGCACAGAAGCCCUGGGAGGCAGCUGGCCCAGCACUGCUGCUGUGUGCCAGCCCCAAUUCAGUCUGGGAUGGGGAGGGUAUGGAGAAUGAUGUGUAUGGUUGUGGUUUUUUUUCUUUUUUAUUUCAAAAUAAAAGGAAAUGUGGAUGAA